AUGACGCAGAGGAAGAUGAAGGAUGAUUCUACUGGAUCAGACGAGGGCACUACACCCCACAGCAGGUCACUACAACAGCCCCUCAGCAGGUCCCUACAACAGCCCCUCAGCAGGUCCCUCCCUACAACAGCCCCACAGCAGGUCACUACAACAGCCCCUCAGCAGGUCCCUACAACAGCCCCUCAGCAGGUCCCUCCCUACAACGGCCCCUCAGCAGGUCCUUACAACAGCCCCUCAGCAGAUCACUACAACAGCCCCUCAGCAGGUCACUACAAAAGCCCCUCAGCAGGUCCAUACAACAGCCACGCAGCAGAUCCCUCCAACGCCCCUCAGCAGGUCCCUCCAACGCCCCUCAGCAGGUCACUCCAACAGCCCCUCAGCAGGUCCCUCCAACAGCCCCUCAGCAGGUCACUACAACAGUCCCUCAGCAGGUCCCUCCAACCCCCCUCAGCAGGUCACUACAACAGUCCCUCAGCAGGUCCCUCCAACCCCCCCUCAGCAGGUCACUACAACAGCCCCUCAGCAGGUCACUACAACAGCCCCUCAGCAGGUCCCUCCAACAGCCCCUCAGCAGGUCACUACAACAGUCCCUCAGCAGGUCACUACAACAGACCCUCAGCAGGUCCCUCCAACAGUCCCUCAGCAGGUCACUACAACAGCCCCUCAGCAGGUCACUACAACAGCCCCUCAGCAGGUCCCUACAACAGCCCCUCAGCAGGUCACUACAGCAGCCCCUCAGCAGGUCACUACAACAGCCCCUCAGCAGGUCCCUACAACGCCCCUCAGCAGGUCACUACAACAGCCCCUCAGCAGGUCCCUACAACACCCCUCAGCAGAUCACUCCAACAGCCCCUCAGCAGGUCACUACAACAGCCCCUCAGCAGGUCCCUCCAACGCCCCUCAGCAGGUCACUACCACAGCCCCUCAACAGGUCCCUCCAACAGCCCCUCAGCAGGUCCCUCCCUACACAGCCCCUCAGCAGGUCCCUACAACAGCCCCUCAACAGGUCCCUCCAACAGCCCCUCAGCAGGUCCCAACAACAGUCCCUCAGCAGGUCCCUCCAACCCCCCUCAGCAGGUCACUACAACAGUCCCUCAGCAGGUCCCUCCAACACCCCUCAGCAGGUCACUACAACAGCCCCUCAGCAGGUCCCUCCAACACCCCUCAGCAGGUCACUACAACAGCCCCUCAGCAGGUCACUACAACAGUCCCUCAGCAGGUCCCUCCAACACCCCUCAGCAGGUCACUACAACAGUCCCUCAGCAGGUCCCUCCAACACCCCUCAGCAGGUCACUACAACAGCCCCUCAGCAGGUCACUACAACAGUCCCUCAGCAGGUCCCUCCAACCCCCCUCAGCAGGUCACUACAACAGUCCCUCAGCAGGUCCCUCCAACCCCCCCUCAGCAGGUCACUACAACAGCCCCUCAGCAGGUCACUACAACAGCCCCUCAGCAGGUCACUACAACAGCCCCUCAACAGGUCACUACAACAGUCCCUCAGCAGGUCACUACAACAGCCCCUCAGCAGGUCACUACAACAGCCCCUCAGCAGGUCACUACAACAGUCCCUCAGCAGGUCACUACAACAGCCCCUCAGCAGGUCACUACAACAGCCCCUCAGCAGGUCACUACAACAGUCCCUCAGCAGGUCACUACAACAGCCCCUCAGCAGGUCACUACAACAGUCCCUCAGCAGGUCACUACAACAGUCCCUCAGCAGGUCACUACAACAGCCCCUCAGCAGGUCACUACAACAGCCCCUCAGCAGGUCACUACAACAGUCCCUCAGCAGGUCACUACAACAGUCCCUCAGCAGGUCUCUCCAACGCCCCUCAGCAGGUCACUACAACAGCCCCUCAGCAGGUCACUACAACAGUCCCUCAGCAGGUCUCUCCAACGCCCCUCAGCAGGUCACUACAACAGCCCCUCAGCAGGUCACUACAACAGCCCCUCAGCAGGUCACUACAACAGUCCCUCAGCAGGUCACUACAACAGUCCCUCAGCAGGUCUCUCCAACGCCCCUCAGCAGGUCACUACAACAGCCCCUCAGCAGGUCACUACAACAGUCCCUCAGCAGGUCACUACAACAGUCCCUCAGCAGGUCACUACAACAGCCCCUCAGCAGGUCACUACAACAGCCCCUCAGCAGGUCACUACAACAGUCCCUCAGCAGGUCUCUCCAACGCCCCUCAGCAGGUCACUACAACAGCCCCUCAGUGUGUUUGCAAGGGGAAAAGAGUCGUGGCCAGACAUGUCCACACACUGCAGUUUGAUCAAUCUUGA
Molecule: messenger RNA, 2283 nt
Organism: Salmo salar (Atlantic salmon)
Lineage: Eukaryota; Metazoa; Chordata; Actinopteri; Salmoniformes; Salmonidae
Source: RefSeq, a predicted model, not a curated record